This is a messenger RNA of Stereum hirsutum FP-91666 SS1, 2274 nucleotides long. Its product is annotated as Cullin-domain-containing protein. Bases 1 to 2274 code for a protein of 757 amino acids. Gene Ontology annotation, cellular component: SCF ubiquitin ligase complex. Lineage: Eukaryota; Fungi; Basidiomycota; Agaricomycetes; Russulales; Stereaceae. Gene Ontology annotation, molecular function: ubiquitin protein ligase binding. The transcript is spliced from 9 exons. Gene Ontology annotation, biological process: SCF-dependent proteasomal ubiquitin-dependent protein catabolic process; protein ubiquitination. The record is from RefSeq and is a predicted model, not a curated record.
AUGCCGCCAGCAUCUGCUGAUCUGGCUACAACAUGGGCUUUCCUGGAGGAAGGUGUCGACCACAUCAUGACCAAGCUCCAAACCGGCGUCUCGUACUCUAAAUACAUGAGUCUUUAUACUGUCGCAUACAAUUAUUGCACAUCGUCCAAGAUGCCGAACUCGACUGGAGCAUCAGACCUCUCUACUCCAGGUCGAACGGGCGCGAACCUUGUCGGAUCCGAUCUCUACAACAAUCUCAUCCGUUACUUUGUUCAACAUUUGAAAGGCCUCAAAGACCAUUCUGACGGACUCCAGAACGAACUAUUGCUGCGAUAUUACGCGUCGGAGUGGGACAGAUACACCACAGGCGCCAACUAUAUCAAUCGUCUCUUCACAUAUCUCAAUCGACACUGGGUCAAGCGGGAACGGGACGAGGGUCGCAAGGGUGUCUAUCCAGUCUACACACUCGCGCUUGUGCAAUGGCGGAACAAUUUCUUCAUACAUAUCCAACAAAAACAACAGAAGCUUGCAGGCGCCAUUCUGCGUCUCGUCGAGGAUCAGCGAAAUGGUGACACAAUUGACCAAGGUCUGGUUAAGAAAGUCGUCGACUCAUUUGUCUCUCUCGGCAUCGACGAGGCCGAUAUCAACAAGGCUUCCCUCGAUGUCUACAAAGAACACUUCGAGACCCCAUUCCUCGAUGCCACCGAGAAAUACUACAAGACCGAAUCAGAUUCUUUCCUCGCUGAGAAUUCCGUAUCCGAUUACCUCAAGAAGGCGGAGGAGCGUCUAAGGGAGGAAGAGGAUCGAGUGGAGCGUUAUCUGCAUACUCAGACACGCAAAUCGCUGAUCACCAAAUGCGAGCAUGUUCUUAUCCGAGAGCACGCAGAGCUGAUGUGGGAGUCCUUCCAGAACCUGCUCGACUUCGACAAGGACGAGGACCUGCAGCGAAUGUACGCUCUUCUUUCACGCAUUCCCGAGGGUCUUGAGCCAUUGAGGAAGAAGUUCGAGGAGCACGUCAAGAAAGCUGGUCUCGCUGCUGUGUCGAAGUUGGUGGGCGAAGGUGGCGCAGCCACAGCCGACGUUGACCCUAAGGCGUAUGUGGAUGCCUUACUGGAGGUCCAUACGAAGAACGCGGAGACCGUGAACAGGAGCUUCAAGGGCGAAGCUGGCUUCGUCGCUAGCUUGGACAAGGCCUGCAGAGAGUUCGUGAACCGGAACGCCGCCACUGGUACUAGCUCGACGAAGAGCCCAGAGCUCCUGGCGAAGCAUGCGGACGCGCUUCUGAGAAAGAACAACAAGAUGGCUGAGGAGGGCGAUCUGGAAGGCGCACUCAACCGUCUGAUGGUCUUGUUUAAAUAUCUGGAGGAUAAAGACGUGUUCCAGCAAUUCUACACCAGCAAGCUUUCCAAGCGACUUAUCCACGCUGUCUCCACAUCAGACGAGGCCGAGGCCAGCAUGAUCUCCAAGUUGAAGGAAGCCUGUGGUUUCGAGUACACCAACAAGCUACAGCGCAUGUUCACCGACGUUAGCUUGUCCAAAGAUCUCACAGAUCAGUUCAAGGAACGUAUGGAGCAGAACCACGACGAUAUGGAUAUCAGUUUCAGUGUCAUGGUCCUCGGCACGAACUUCUGGCCUCAGACCGCUCCCACCAACGGUUACCUCGUCCCCGCCGAAAUCCAACCGACCUACGACAGAUUCCAGAAGUAUUACCAGCAGAAGCACUCUGGCCGGAAACUCACUUGGCUCUGGCAAUACUCGAAAAACGAGCUGCGCACGAACUACCUGAACCAGAAGUAUAUCCUGAUGACGAGCAGUUAUCAGAUGGCCGUGCUCCUCCAGUACAACAAGCACGAUACUUUGUCGUUGGAUGAGUUGGAUUCGGCGACGUCGAUGGGCAAGGAUUUGUUGAACCAGGUGUUGGCGAUCUUGACGAAGGCGAAGAUUUUGAUCAGCGAGGAGACGGAUCAGUAUGAUCUUAACCCCGGCUUCAAGUCAAAGAAGAUCCGUGUCAACCUGAACCAGCCCAUCAAGGCUGAGGUAAAGGCUGAGGCGACCGACGUCCUGAAGACGGUUGAUGAGGACCGUAAAUACGUGAUUCAAGCCACGAUCGUUCGUAUCAUGAAGGCGAGGAAGACGAUGAAGAACCAGCCUCUGAUCCAGGAGGUCAUUUCUCAAAUCUCGCAGCGGUUUACACCGAAGAUCCCAGACAUCAAGAAGGCCAUCGAUACUUUGCUCGAGAAAGAGUACAUCGAACGAGUAGACGGCACUCGGGACACGUUCGCCUACGUCGCCUAA